GUCAGACUCAUUUCUGAACGCCCGAAGUGGUCGCCCGUCGCCUCUCCUCGACCCUGCAAACCCUCGUCCUCCUGAGCCCAUCAAUGGAGCCUGUGCCUCCACCGCCCAUCCCGCCGUCUGUUCUCGCCCACCUUCGUACCCUCCUCUCCGCUGCCUCCUCCGCUCUAUCCUCCCUCCCCUCCCCUCUUCUACCAUGCACCACCACCACCGCCAUCUCCUCCUCCACCCACCCCACACCUCCGUCCACCACCCCGCUCCCACUCCUCCCCUCUUCACCGACCUCCUCAAUCCCCUUCCCCCUCCCGGCUGCACAUGCCCCGUACUACGACUGCCCGGCCGUCGUCCGCACCACCAAUCCACCGCCCGCCGUCUCGUCCCUCCCCUCCUUCCUCGCGGCCGAGUGUGCAGACUUCUUCUCCUCCACUACCGUCCCAACCCUUUCCUCUCCUCCCCGCAUCCUCCCGUCCGAGCUCUGCCUCUUGCGCCGGGAGGUGGACUCCUGGGGCAGCCACCAUCUCCCGGGGGCCUACUCCUACCCAGCAUCCCGCGUGUUGGCGGCACUGCGUCUUGGUUCCCUGCAGUGGGGGUCCGAACUGCGACGGUGGUUGCUCGCGAGCUCGCCGAGGUACGGUGUCGCGAUUGAUGCGGUGACUCGGGACCAUGUGUUUGUGCUGGUCAUGCUGUGUCUCAAGGCGGCGGCGGCCGAGGCAUGGUGCUCUCUGGAACAGCCGCUCAAGGGGGAGAGUGUGGAGUUCCGUCUUGAUCCGAGGGCCGUGAGGUUCGACUGCCCCAGGCUGGUUGGUGGUGUCUCGUGGUUGGCGGUGCAGCUUGAGAUUUUGUAUGGGGAGGGCAAUGGCAGGUUCUUUGCGAUUAUGGCUGUGAAGGAGGCGAUUCUGCGGUCAGGGUCUUUUUUGGCUGUUGGUGUUGGUGGGACUGCUAGUGAAGAACGAAGUGAGUUGAGAGAUACUGGGCCAGGCCCUAUUUUUGUUUCCCAGGUUGCUGCUGCCGUUACGGCCUUACAUGAGAGGUUGUCCCUGGAGGAGAAGAUCAGGUCUCUGCAAGCACCACACCCAUCCAAGUACCAGCGGUUACUCGAAUAUUCACAAGUACUGCAACGAGGCCAUGAGGAGCGGUGUAAGCGACCAAACUAUAGAGCUGUUCUGGAGUAUGAUGGAAUUCUAUCACGCCGAGUGGAUAACCAGGAAUCUGGUAGAUCCAAGACAAGGGAGGAGCUCUUAGCUGAAGAACGAGAUUACAAGCGAAGAAGAAUGUCUUACCGUGGCAAGAAAAUGAAACGAAAUCCAACAGAGAUAUUGAGAGACAUAAUUGAUGAGCACAUGGAGGAAAUAAAACAGGCAGGAGGUGUCGAUUGUUUUGAGGAAGCUCCUGGUGACAUUGCAAAAGACAUGCUUACGAGCAAUUCUCAUGAAGGUGCAUACCAAGGAAGUUUUUAUCCCAUGGGCAGCUCUUGCGAUAAGGCAUUUUUGGGUUCUCGAUUGCCUGGUGGUGAGAACACACCAUUUACUGAUUCCUUUGGAAGAUUUUCAUCAAGGAGCCAUGACACAAGGGAUUCAUAUGGGAACAUGAGAUACGAACAUCGUGGACAUCAUUGCCAAAAUGCGUCUGGGCAAGAAAAAGGAGGGACCAAAGAAUCCGAAAGCACAAUGUAUCAAGGCUAUUCUGACCAGCAAGAGAACGAUGCAUAUAAAAGAAACACCAAUGAUGACAGGAAAUCAGAUUACCAUUCUGAAUCAAGGUCCUCCGAGAGAGAAUAGGACACCAUGUCAGGAGAUGGAAGCAAUGGUAGAAACAGAACUACUCAGAACCAACAUAGAUCAAUGCCUGUGAAUCCAGAUCAGUUCAGUGAUUGAUAUGACCCCCGGAAAAGAUAUUCUGAUGAAGAUCCUCCAACAAGCACGUGUUAUGAUGUAUAAGAAAGACACCAUCAUGAGAUUCCUCCUCUUGUACAUCACAUAAAAAAACAUGAUCAUGCUCACUGAAGCAAACCGAGUACACUUGCACUAAAACAGCGACAAGUAUUUAGGAACAGAGGGAGUAUGUGAGGUAUGCUUGCUUGCAUUAUUUUUGGCUCUUUAGUGUUUGGCACUUAAUUUUACACUGCUGUUUGAUAUGAUCUUGCAGUAGGCAUCUGGGUUGUUAGCCUUCAAACUGUAUCCUUUUUUGUAUCCUUAUGCAGAAAGUGUGUUACUAUAUCUGCAGCUAUUGUAGUGAUAAUGUGUUACAGUUUUUCUUUCCCUCUGAAUAUGUUAAGUUGUUAAUUGUUACUGUACUCUCUUGUUUACAAUUAGCAUUCAUUUAUACCAUUCCAAUUUCCUGCUCAUUUCAACCGUUAAACAUAAACUUCAUCUAGGGUGGAAUAGAUUUCUUGAUCAUGGAUGAUCUUUGAAGACUUUCUGUUAGUUCUGAACAUGAUUCGUAAUAACUUUGCUCUGGUAUUCUACCCAUCAUACUUAUGAGCUGGCAGGAAUAUCUAAUUCCUUUUGCUUAGAAAAUUGCAUGAGAGGAAUACAUUUUUUCUUCACC
This is a messenger RNA of Brachypodium distachyon (stiff brome), 2544 nucleotides long. RefSeq names its product U11/U12 small nuclear ribonucleoprotein 48 kDa protein. The record is from RefSeq and is a predicted model, not a curated record. The transcript has 4 exons. The coding region runs from base 84 to 1775 and encodes 563 amino acids. NCBI's taxonomy places the organism in Eukaryota, Viridiplantae, Streptophyta, Magnoliopsida, Poales, Poaceae.